Oryza brachyantha (malo sina) is the source of this 1349-nucleotide messenger RNA. RefSeq lists its product as uncharacterized. The record is from RefSeq and is a predicted model, not a curated record. Lineage: Eukaryota; Viridiplantae; Streptophyta; Magnoliopsida; Poales; Poaceae. The transcript is spliced from 9 exons. Bases 1 to 1026 code for a protein of 341 amino acids.
AUGACGCAGACCCCCACCCCGACGGCGCCCACGCCGGCGGAGGCGGGGCUGCCCGACGCCAUCGCGGCCGCGCUGCCGCCGGACCCGUACGAGCAGCUGGAGGUGGCACGCAAGAUCACGGCGGUGGCCGUCGCGGCCCGGGCGUCCCGCCUCGAGCUGGAGGCCGCGCGCCUCCGCCAGAAGCUGGCCGACAAGGACCGCCUCGCCGCGGAGCUCGCCGACAGAGCCGCCGCGCUCGAGCAGGCGCUCCGCGACUCCGACGCCCGCCUCCGCGCCGUCCUCGACGACAAUGCCAAGCUUGCCAAGGAGAGGGACUCACUCGCGCACACGUCCAAGAAGCUGGCCAGGGACCUUGCCAAGCUGGAAACCUUCAAGAGACACCUAAUGCAGUCAUUGGGUGAUGAUAAUCCCCCGAUUCAGGAGACAGUGGACAUCAGAACCUGCGAGCAAUCAGUAGCGAAAGCGAAUUCUUGGAAAGAUGGAGUGACACACGGCCAUCAUCAUCCUGUAUCCUCACUUGCUGAUGGAUCUACCGGAAUCGAAAGUGUAAACCAGGAAGUGGCGAGACCGUUCGAGCAGAAACUCGCGGUCACCCACAUCGCUCCACGGCUCACGUCUGAUCCGGCGGCCAAGACAAGAUCUGCCGCCACUUCCCCUCGAAGAUAUUCCACCGCCGUGUCGCCGAAGCUGGCGGCGGCCAGCGCCACUUCGCCUCGGUUAGAAGGCCACAUGGCCAUGCAACCAUGGCUGCCCUCGAGCAAGAUGUCCUCUGCAGCCAACUCGCCACCUCGUGGCCACUCGAUCUCAGGGCGCACAACAAGAGUUGAUGGUAAGGAGUUCUUUCGUCAGGCAAGGAGUCGUCUCUCCUACGAACAGUUCGCGGCUUUUCUUGCCAACAUCAAGGAGCUAAACGCUCACAGGCAAUCCCGAGAGGAGACUCUACAGAAAGCUGACGAGAUCUUCGGUUCAGAAAACAAGGAUCUGUUCAUGUCGUUUCAGAGCUUGCUUAGCCGUAGCCUAUCGUAGGCUGCUGUGUACCAGUUGUUACGGUUAAUCAUGGGCGUCAGACAACAGAUUGGUAUAUUGGUAAUAGUCUGGGACAGCGAUGUUCACUUGUAGUACAUAGACUUAGUAGUAAUGACCAUUUGGAGACUAGUAAUAACCAUUUGAUCGUGCCAAGAGCUGCUCCAGAAGUCCAGAUAGUUCCGUGCUUUUAUGGGUUUUGUUUCGGUUGAUCCAACUCACAUGGCAUGACAUCCAAACAGUACCAAACACUAUGACAGUGUUGAAUACUAGCCACAUUGAUGUGGGAUAGCUCGAGCUGGUUUGACCACAAUUAAAUGAAUGCA